CUAAAAGUCAAAAUGGCUGCCCCAAGGAAGCCCGCACCGCGCAGCUACUAAGGGUUGGGGAACAAGCUUCUGCGGGAAAGGGGGAGGGGGGCUCGCGGAAGAGCCGUCGCCAGAACCGCAGGCAAGACUAUCGCCCCCAGAGCUGCACAGGUUCUAAUUACAGGCACCCUUUGACAUAACUUUUGAACUAUCUGGAAAAAUAUUGCCCAGAAAAAAAAAUGAUAAAAUUUUUCCUCAUGGUGAAUAAACAAGGACAGACCCGACUUGCUAAAUACUAUGAACAUGUGGAGAUCAAUAAGCGUACAGUUCUGGAAACGGAAGUCAUAAAGAGCUGUCUCUCCCGAUCCAAUGAACAAUGUUCUUUCAUUGAAUUUAAGGAUUUUAAGCUGAUAUGUCGGCGGUAUGCAGCUCUCCUCAUUGUGGUUGGAGUUAAUGACACUGAGAAUGAGAUGGCCAUUUAUGAAUUCAUCCAUAACUUUGUGGAAGUGUUAGAUGAGUACUUCAGCCGAGUGAGUGAAUUAGAUAUAAUGUUUAAUUUGGAUAAAGUGCACAUCAUUUUGGAUGAGAUGGUGUUAAAUGGCUGCAUUGUGGAAACAAAUAGGGCAAGAAUUCUUGCCCCUCUACUCAUUCUUGAUAAAAUGUCAGAAAGCUGAAUGAUGGAAGGCUCUGCCAGACAACAUCAACCUGUAGAAGUGAGAAUACCAUGGAAUACCUCUCAACAUCUGUAGCCCAAAAAAUGUGGAAGACUGCACAUUGCAAAAUGGGGUGUCCUUCCAAAGACAUUUUAAAUAGGUGUUUUCCACAUUUCCUAAAUGGAAAACAAAGCUUUAUUUUUAAAUAUGGUAUUCAAAGAAAUGUUUUCUCUGAACUAAGAGACAGUUUUGUUUUCUAACCAUAAGCAUUUUUUCCCCACUUGUUCAAAUUUUGUUGAGUUCUGAGGGUAACUUUUUUGUUCUCUGCUUUCUUAUGCACAUUGAAUUCAGGAUUAGCAGCAUGGGAAGACCUGUGACAAUUAUCAGCCAAUAAAAUUUUAAACACACAUAGUACUUUGAAUGUUUUCUGAAUGCUCGUUUUCCUUAAAAUGAUUUAGAAAGUCAAAACUUUACAAAAUUGUGUAC
Odobenus rosmarus divergens (Pacific walrus) is the source of this 1118-nucleotide messenger RNA. It is a transcript of the gene AP4S1, whose product is annotated as adaptor-related protein complex 4, sigma 1 subunit. Gene Ontology annotation, biological process: protein transport; vesicle-mediated transport. The coding region runs from base 219 to 653 and encodes 144 amino acids. The record is from RefSeq and is a predicted model, not a curated record. NCBI's taxonomy places the organism in Eukaryota, Metazoa, Chordata, Mammalia, Carnivora, Odobenidae. The transcript is spliced from 6 exons. Gene Ontology annotation, cellular component: intracellular membrane-bounded organelle.